AUGGAACUUAUCACUAAUUUUCGACUUUUCUCACAGCCUUCUGAACAUACAACACAACCGAACGGGGUGGCGCCGGGCGUGAAGAAGGAACCCAAUGGCGAGCAGGUGACUUUCGUGUCAACCCUCGCCCAUCGAGCACAAUCUUUGAGUCCGCAGAAACAGAAGCAGAAGUCUCUUGAGAAUGCGGGCUUUGUUGUUUCAAAGAAUCCUGAACCAUCGCCUUCGGCUUAUCAUCACAGUCCCUAUGAUAGCGGGGACAAUGAACGAUCUUUUCGUGCCGUGUCCACGACCAUCCCUCAGAAGCGCAAGAGCCAGAGCGCCGAGGCCUCAGAUGUAAAUGACUCUUCGGAUGAACUUUCCUUACCACUAAUUUCUCAAAAUGGUGUUCUUGAUAAUGGUGUCGACUCUACGGGUCCCAGCCUUAAGGCGCUUGGGAAGAGGCCUGCAAUUUCCCCAAAGACUCCAAGCCCGCCACCUCAGUUGCCCCCUGCGGAUUCUGUGAGCGUCGUGAUCCCUUCUCCCUCGGCUGCUCAGAGGCAGCAGAUGAAACCGUCGCUUAAGCCUGAAUUCAUUGGCCUAUGCGAACGAUAUUUUCCGACUGGUCGAGAGGAGCAGGUUAAGGCUCAACGCCGAGCAUACCCGAUUGCCACGGCUGCCAAGGUCAACAAGAAGGUGGUACCUUUCACUAUUGCAAAGCCGACUCUAAAGGAGCACGAGCCUAAGCCCGCUGCUUCCCUCUCUCUGGCAAAAAGCUUCCCCUCUCAAGGAUCCGCCUCGAACCGAGCCAUAGAGCCUGAAACCAAGGCUUCAACUGCGAAGCUUCUUCGUAAGAAGCUUCGGAAGAAGCUCAAGCGAAUCUGUGGCGGACCGGAGACCUUGUUUGACGUUAGCGAUGAGCAACUUGCUACCUUGUCUGCCAACUUUUUCUUUGUUGGUGACUAUCGACUCGGGCCCGGCGUAACGCCCAUCGACGAUGAUUUCCUCACCGGCUGCGACUGUGGCACCGUUUGUGACCCAAGCACCUGCCGCUGCCUGAUUGAGGAAGAGGAUUCCGAUGAGCUAAUCGUGGCCUAUGAACGGCUGGAGUCUGGAAUGGUCGUCGUGCGAAAAGAGUUUUUGGACCGAAAAGCAAUGAUUUCAGAGUGCAGCUCCCGAUGCCUAUGUGCCGGGAGCGACUGCUGGAAUCAUGUUGUUCAGCGUGGCCGUCAGGUUCGUCUAGAGGUUUUUGAUACCGGCGAGCGGGGACUCGGUCUGCGAUGUCUGGAGCCUCUUAUCGUAGGACAAUUCAUCGACUGCUACUUCGGUGAAGUGAUCACGAAGAAAGAUGCCGAUGCUCGGGAGUCCGCCAACGAAGGCAAGCCAUCUUAUCUCUUCAACUUGGACUGGCUCCUCGGAAAUGGACAUCAUACCUACGAGGAGAGCUAUGUCGUUGAUGGACAGAAAUUCGGCACUCCCACGAGGUACAUCAACCACUCUUGCAAUCCUAAUUGCAAAAUCAUCCCCGUCUCGACGAAUCGCCUCUCCGAUCAGAGGCUAUACUACCUCGCCUUUUUUGCGAUUCGCGACAUUCCCGCCAAUACAGAGCUCACCUUUGAUUACCACCCGAAAUGGGAUCAAGAGAAGCAAAUUGACCCCCACGCUGUCAAGUGUCUCUGCGGCGAACAAAACUGCCGAGGCCAGCUAUGGCCUAAUAUCCGCAAGAAAGGCAUCCAGGAGGACUAG
Molecule: messenger RNA, 1722 nt
Organism: Penicillium cataractarum
Lineage: Eukaryota; Fungi; Ascomycota; Eurotiomycetes; Eurotiales; Aspergillaceae
Gene: clrD
Exons: 1
Coding region: 1-1722 (573 amino acids)
Cellular component (GO): nucleus
Molecular function (GO): protein binding; zinc ion binding; histone methyltransferase activity
Source: RefSeq, a predicted model, not a curated record